This is a messenger RNA of Trichoderma gamsii, 492 nucleotides long. RefSeq names its product protein phosphatase inhibitor. The record is from RefSeq and is a predicted model, not a curated record. Gene Ontology annotation, molecular function: protein phosphatase 1 binding; protein serine/threonine phosphatase inhibitor activity. Gene Ontology annotation, cellular component: nucleus. The coding region runs from base 1 to 492 and encodes 163 amino acids. NCBI's taxonomy places the organism in Eukaryota, Fungi, Ascomycota, Sordariomycetes, Hypocreales, Hypocreaceae. The transcript is spliced from 2 exons.
AUGUCGCAACCGCAAGAGCGCGCCGCGCAGGCGCCCACAGCGUCACAAACAACCACACAAACCAAUCCGCCACAGACAGCGCAGAGUGUGCCGAGAGUAUUGCGGCUACGCGGAGGGAACAACUCGAAUGGAAGAUCGGUCCAGUGGGCACAAGACGUGGUUGACAACGAAGGGCUAGGAAGGAAAAGCUCCAAAGUGUGCUGCAUAUACCACCGACCCAAGAAAGUCGAUGAAUCCAGCGACGAAUCUUCAUCGGACUCUUCAUCCUCAGACUCAGAUUCCGACUCAGAGCCGGAAAGAAAACGGAAAGUCGGCGGUGGAAAAGACGACUGCAACCACAAUCAUGAUCAUGAUCAUGGUCAUGACCACGGCCAUAGUCAUAAGCGUGGCAGAAAAACGAAUGGCAAGAAGAAGAGGACACCAAGCCCGAACGCCUACGAAAAGAUACCCAAACAGAAGCCAAAAGAUACGAAACAAGAGGAUUCCAAAUAG